AUGGCUACCGAGAUGCAAUCCUUCUAUACUCCCUCGACCUCCACGCACAUUUCGUCUCACGCUCCCGCGGCGGUCGAUGAACUGAUCAACAAGUACUCCUCCACCAUGGCCACCGCCAAUAUUCCCGGAUCCAGUCACAUGGCCAUGAAGAAACCGCCUCGAAACGUCCUUCAGCGUCUCGUCGAUCGCGUCCGUCUGGAAUACUAUCGAUAUGAAGUCACCUUCGGCCUCUACGUCAUGACCCCCGGAGAGAAGCUCGUGGCCAACUCGUUCGUGAUCGUGGUCUUGUCCCUGCUGUUCUGGGCAUUGCUUCUCUAUUUCCCCGCGUUACUUUACCAGAAGCUGACCCGCCUCGUGUGGCUGUUGACGGGUCACAGCAGCGAGGAGAUGGGUGCCGCCCUGGGGAUCCUGGAGACACACGUCGGCUCGAUAUCGACCCCAUUCUCAGCGGAGAAUGCGCUCUGA
Messenger RNA from Aspergillus terreus NIH2624, 465 nucleotides. Its product is annotated as serine palmitoyltransferase small subunit family protein. NCBI's taxonomy places the organism in Eukaryota, Fungi, Ascomycota, Eurotiomycetes, Eurotiales, Aspergillaceae. The transcript has a single exon. The record is from RefSeq and is a predicted model, not a curated record. The coding region runs from base 1 to 465 and encodes 154 amino acids.